AUGCUUCUCCGGUGCGUCUGUCUCUCGGUUGCCCUCGUCCUUGCCGUUCAAUCAUUCGUCGUGCCAGUUGCCCAAUUGGACAACUGCGCCGCACCAAACGGAACCGAUAAACAAAUGCAUUGGUGGCAAUGCAACAGUGGACCAGUGCAAUUCUUGAAUGCCACUCCAUAUGACUCAACUGGAACCACCCUUCGUAACACUGUCAACUUGUGGAAGUACGGAGGAUGGGCUGGAUGCACCUGGUCCUCAAUUCCAACUCUUGGACUUUUAAAGGAUCUCUCCGCCUGCGACCAUGGAGUUCCAUGCCCAGUGAGGCCAGGAAACCAAGAGCUCGACGUCGUCAUCGAUUUCACACAAUUCGAGCAGAUCAUUUCGCUUUUGAAGGAUAAUCAGCCAUAUCAAUUGGAGUACAUGCUUCAUGAUAACACAUCUGGAGACGAUGCCUGUAUGAUGGUCCAAGCGUGGGCGUUCCUUCAGUAA
Molecule: messenger RNA, 480 nt
Organism: Caenorhabditis briggsae
Lineage: Eukaryota; Metazoa; Nematoda; Chromadorea; Rhabditida; Rhabditidae
Exons: 3
Coding region: 1-480 (159 amino acids)
Source: RefSeq, a predicted model, not a curated record